GGGAAGUCCACAACAACAGGAUCCCUCCGGGGUUACAGACACGAGUCUCGUUAAACACACUAACCAACCAACCACGAGAGUCGACGGGUGAUAUCAUGCUGCAAGACCAGUUCGGCUAUACGCUGGACACGUCGAACGAAGCAGCAGCAAGUGCCUAUCGCAAUUACAUCGACUGCGUCCUCACCUACGGCACAGAGUGGCAUGCGGGCGAGGAGGCUCACUCGAAAGAUCCCGGCAGCUGGUUCGCCCGCAUCGCAGAGGCCGACGGCACCAUCUGCUCGUAUGACAUACCUGCGGCGGCAUCUCUCAUUGCAGCCAUGACCAGGGACAGCCAGGGAGUGUCGGACAUUGAUCCGCGGGCGCAGCUGUAUAUGAAGGCGAUGGAUGCGUGGAUCUGCCAGGGCGACCCCGACAAGGCCGCACAGACGUACCAGGUGAGAUGAGACCGUUCAAAGAUGAUCUGUCUGUUUUGUACGUGUUUCCAUUUUGUGUGUCAGGAAGUGCUCCGACACUACCCAAAGGACCUGUUCGCUCUCAAGCGGUCUCAGCUGCUCUAUUUCGCCGCAGGCAGUGUGCCCGAGAUGCUCUCCGUCUGCCAGCUUGACCAGGUGGCGAGCAGCCAUGAGUCGAGCCCCUACUACCACGCCAUGCUCAGCUUCGGCCUCGAGCAGAACGGGCAAGCAGAUGCCGCACACGAGGCCGCAAAGAGGGGUGUGGUGCUGAAGCAGGAUGACGCAUGGGCGCACCACGGCCUGGCGCACGCCGACUACAACGCGGGCAGGCUGGCGGAGGGCGCGCGCACUUUGCUCUCGUAUGCGCAUUACUGGGACGAUCGGCCGCUGUGCUCGUUCCUGUACACCCACAACUGGUGGCACGUGGCGCUGUUCCAUCUCGACAUGAACCGGUAUGGGGACGCGUGGCGGCUGUACAAGGAGCGGGUGUGGGAGGGGCGCGGCAAGUGCGACCCCACCAACAUACAGGACCAGAUGGGAGCGCUGGGACUGCUCGUCAAACUCUACAUUCGGCUGGUGAGGGAGGGGGAGGGGUGCAACAUUACCGUGGUUGGAAUUUGUGCGUUGUGCUGUCAGGUGUUCAUCGAGCAUUACAGACAGGAAUGGCUCGGUGGCGGUGCUCGGAGUGUGUCUGAGCCUUCGGUGGAGGACAUCAAAGCCGCCAUGAAGGUACCUACCGUACCUACACGACGCAACGCCCAUAUGUCUUGAGACUGCUAUCUAUCUGGAUCGGCCGACUUGUCUAUCCGGGCGGGCAUGCAGGUUGUGUUGGGUCGCGCGUCGGCGACCAAUCUCCAGUCGCACUACGAGCCGCUCUUCGACGUCCUUUCUGUGGCCGCAUUCACCAUCACUGGUCAGUGAGUCAGAACGGCAGAGCACACAGGCACUCAUUAUGAGAUCAGAUCCACGCACGAUGUCUGUGUGCCUCUCUCUGUUAACUAACGUAGGUAACGAUGAGACUGCAACCAAGAUGAUCUCUGAGGUUGAGUCGAUUGCCAAGGGCAUGCCAGCCAAGAGGAAGACAGCCGGUCGGCCAGAAAGACAGCAUAUAUAUGUUGAUCCAUGAGAGAGAGGAUGUGCUGUGUGUUUCUGUGUAGGUGAUGCAUGGCUGGGGGCAAUGAGGGGCAGCCGCGCGUGGGCGCAACAAGACUUCAUUGCAACGGUGAGUGCGCCCAGCAGCCAUUCGUCCAUCCAUCCAUCUGUGCAUGAUGCACGACUGGAAGGGGUGUGUGUGUGUGUGUGCAGGUGAGUGAGCUGGCUGCCGUCCUUGAUGACCUCAAGUACCUGUUCGCAUCAUACGAGCAAUGUGGUAGGCACGCCACACAGUCAGUCGCACAGACAGGCAGACCAAUAGAUAGCCCUUGCUUGAUGUGCAUCCAACGGUGGGUGUCUGCUGGCUGCAUGCUGUCUAUCCGUCGGUCGGUCGGGCAGAUGUUAUAAGGGAGAUGUUUCUGCACGCCGGUGUGCUGGCGCUGGCCGAGGGGGCAUCGCCGCCCUCACCCGACAUGGCGAAAGUGUCCUCACUCAUCGACAGCCGAAUGAACGAGCCGCGUGCAGCACACGUGCCGGUGGGUGCGGUAUAUGCGUCAAAUCCACCACCACACCCACCCACAACCUCCCACAACCCCCUCCCCAAUGAUUGAUUGUGUGUGUGUGUGUGUGUGUUGCAGUGCUACGCGAUACUGAAAGCGCUGUAUCUUCACGCAGCCAAGGGGUGAGAACGAACAAGAUAAUCCACCCCGACAGACAGAGACGCAGACGAGUCGCCUGCACACACAUCACAUACAUGUGUGUAUGUUUGUGUCUGUUCUGUCACGGAUUGAUGCUGUGCUGCAGAGAUGGAGACGGAGCCACGGCAAAGGCCGAGCUGGUCAGGCAGGCUGGUCAAGUGGAGACCAAAUACGCCAGCGAACAGAUCGACGUAUGAGAGAUACGGUGCACAUGCGUGCACAGAUGGACACUUCCAUGCUGCAGCCAGGCAGGCAGCCAUCGUGUCUGUCGCGUCCCAUCAGUGCCUCUUUUGCCUAGCUUCCUGCCUGCCUGCCUGCCUGCCUGCCCGUACCUAUGUUUUUAUAUAUCGGCCCUUUUGGUCAAGAGGGGUGGGUGUUUCUCUGUCGCCGUCCUUUGGCAGUGGGUCGGUCCUUCAGUGUCGUGUGUGCUGUUGUUUGGCAAUCGCACGAGAGAGAGGGAUGAGGUGAUUUUGAAUGCCCUUGAGUACGCGCACCACAUGCAGGCAUCGUUAGGCAACCGCCCAAAACGGAACACCGGUCCACGACGCUGCACAACAACAUGGUUGACCAUGGCAUGAGUGGUCAUUUCUCCAUCACAUUCGCCGCGUAGGUACAUGGCUGUCUGUCUGUCUGUCUGUCAUGACCCCGUCCACCCAUCUUAAUGCAUCUCCUCGAC
Vitrella brassicaformis is the source of this 2918-nucleotide messenger RNA. NCBI's taxonomy places the organism in Eukaryota, Vitrellaceae. The record is from the annotation of a GenBank genome assembly.